Equus quagga is the source of this 1204-nucleotide messenger RNA. RefSeq names its product loricrin cornified envelope precursor protein (gene LORICRIN). Gene Ontology annotation, cellular component: cornified envelope. NCBI's taxonomy places the organism in Eukaryota, Metazoa, Chordata, Mammalia, Perissodactyla, Equidae. The transcript has 2 exons. The record is from RefSeq and is a predicted model, not a curated record. The coding region runs from base 100 to 963 and encodes 287 amino acids. Gene Ontology annotation, molecular function: structural constituent of skin epidermis.
AUAAAACCUCGGGAGCUCCAGUGCUCCUCACAUAGCCAGCAUCUUCUCUCUUCACUCACCCUUCCUGGUGCUUUGGGCUUCCCUCCCUCCUUAGACAAGAUGUCUCACCAGAAAAAGCAACCCACUCCCCAGCCCCCAGUGGGCUGCGGGAAGAUCUCCGGCGGUGGCGGCGGUGGCGGCGGCGGCGGCGGCGGCAGCGGCGGCAGCGGAGGCGGCUCUGGCGGCUGCGGUUUCUAUAGCGGCGGCGGCGGCGGAGGCGGUGGCUCUGGCGGCUGCGGCGGCGGCAGUGGCGGCAGUUCCGGAGGGAACAUCAAGUACUCCGGCGGCGGCUCCUCCAGCUGCGGCGGCGGCUCCUCCGGCGGCGGCAGCGGCUGCUACUCCAGCGGCGGCGGCUCCUCUGGGGGCAGCAGUGGCUUCUACUCCGGCGGCGGCGGCGGCGGCGGCAGCUCGGGCCAGCAGGUGCAGUGCCAGAGCUACGGAGGCAUUUCUAGCGGCGGUUCCUCCGGGGGCGACUCCAGCUGUGGCGGCGGCUAUUCCGGCGGCGGCGGCUCCUCCGGCGGCGGCUCCAGCUGCGGGGGCGGUUACUCCGGCGGCGGCGGCUCCAGCUGCGGCGGGGGCUCCUCUGGCGGCGGCCCCGGCUACUUCUCGUCGCAGCAAUCCACCCAGACCUCCUGCGCGCCCCAGCCGAGCUACGGAGGAGUGUCGUCUGGCUGCAGCGGCUCCUCCGGGGGCGGCAGCGGCUGCUUUUCCAGCGGCGGGGGCGGCGGGGGCUCCGGCUGCGGCGGCGGCUCCUCCGGAGGUGGCAGCGGCUGCUUCUCCAGCGGUGGGGGCUCCUCCGGGGGCGACGGCGGCUGCUUCUCCAGCGGUGGGGGCUCCUCCGGGGGUGGCUCCGGGAGUGGCAAGGGCGUCCCGGUCUACCACCAGACCCAGCAGAAGCAGGCACCCACCUGGCCAAGCAAAUAAGGCCCCCUUGGACGCCAAGGAGGCGAAGGAGAUGGAGGUGUUCUCCGUGGGCGCCGAUGGGCUUAGCGCUCUCAUGAUAUUGCCCUGAAGUUUCCGUUUUCUUUAUGUCUUAACUCACCUGGAAGAAGCCAUUGAGCUCUCAGGCUGCAUCUUGUUCUGCAGUUUUUCUCCUUGGUUUCUGUACAACUGCCUCCCAAUCCCAGUGCCUCCUCAGUCAAUAAAUUUGCAAUUCAUGAGAAUA